Molecule: messenger RNA, 899 nt
Organism: Manihot esculenta (cassava)
Lineage: Eukaryota; Viridiplantae; Streptophyta; Magnoliopsida; Malpighiales; Euphorbiaceae
Exons: 1
Coding region: 82-606 (174 amino acids)
Source: RefSeq, a predicted model, not a curated record
AAGGCAUAAUCAUUUUGUUCCCAUCUUUCUGCCAACUUUUCACUGCCAAAAAUUGAACUCCAAGCAAUUAGGAUCUUAUAAAUGCCACUCCGAAGCACCCAACAAUUUUCCCUCACAGCUACUGCUAAAAAUUGCUACCAAUACUUCAGCUUCAAAGCUCGUCAAUCUAAUACUCAUAAAGCUAAGGAACUGAACAUGAAUCCCAAAGUUUGUUUCUUUCUCUUCUCUUUUUUAGCACUUGUGUUUGCUGCAAGAGCUCAAGAGAGAGCUCCUCAUGGCCUAGCCUUUGAGAAUCCUGUGGCGUUUUCACCUUCAGCAGUUGAGUUUUUCCAUCCCAAAACACAACAGCCCAACACUAAGAAACCUUGUGAAGAAUCAUCUGGUUGCUCACCAUUGCCUCUAGCAGCUGAAGUAGAGGCUAUUCAAACACAGGAAAGUGAAGCUUCAUCAUCUCAGAAAGUUGGGAGUCGACUAGGAGCCAGUGGCAUUGCCGCAAUUGUGGUCGGUUUGGCAUUUGCGGUGCUUAUAGCAACCGGAGGUUUCUAUGUGUUCAGCACACGUCGAGCCAAUAUGAAUCGAGACAGCUCCAUUAAACCUGAUGCUUAAUGGGAUUACUACAGUAGGCUUGAUUAUUUUGACAGACUUUUCUCCCUUUUACCUUCUGCUGUAUUAUGUCUUGCCAAUAGUUCUCUUAUUCCUUAUUAUCUAAUGUGUUCUAAUUUUUUUUUUUUUAACAAAAGUUUGAAAUGCGUCUAUGGUUUCACAAGUGGUCAAAUCCUAUCCUUAAAAUUGAGUCACUAUGAAUCCAUUGUUCAAUUUUUGAAGUUCGCCAAGUAAUUUAGCGUUUUCAAGAUCACUUGCCAUGGAAUUUUUGGUGAUAAGUUGCGAUCAUUGGUCGA